UUGUUUCUGGCUCAACAGGUUACUGCUGUCCUGCUGUUCUCAGCGCCUGGAAUCUAGGUGCGGCCUUCUCCUCCCUAGAAGUUUGCUGACUACAAAGUGCCAGGCUUACUCACUGGCCCAGGGCAGCCUAAGGGGAGUCUCCUGGAAGGAACCUUUUGUGGCUCUCUCAUCAGGCUCAUUCACCCGACUUUUCCAGAAAGGUCUGCCUGCACAAAAUGGUCCGGUGCGGUCUGGCCUGCUGGAGGUGCCGAUGGCUCCUGCCCCUUCUCUUGGGUUUAGCCAUCAUCUUGGGCAUCAUCGCCUUGGCUGGCAGGGGGUGGCUGGAGUCGGCGGAAGCACCUUAUGUACGCCAAGCAUCGCUAUGGUGGGACUGCCUCAAAGCAAAUCCUGGUGACCUCAACUGGGCAUGCAACUCCCUCAUGGAUUACAGUUGGGGUAAAGCAGCAGCUGCGACAUACUUGGUUGGCUUUUGCAUCCUGUGUAUCUGCUUCUGCCUCGCAGUCAUUGCAUUUUCCAUUGAAGUACUGCGAUGGAACUUUGUUCGAGGAAUCGGGGGCUUGCUGUUUGUUGUUGCCGCUUUCCAGAUCCUAGGCUUGGUUAUCUACCCAGUGAUGUACACAGAAGACAUUCCUCUGACGGGAAGCAACAUGUUCAGUUGGGCCUAUGGCUUUGGCUGGGCAAGCACUGUGAUGGUGAUCGGCUGCGCAUUCUUCUUCUGCUGCCUGCCCAACUGGGAAGACGAAGUCCUGGGCAAUAUAAAACCCUAUGGAUAUAAUGAUGUGGAGCGUAUGUGAUCUGGGAGUGAUAGAACAUUGUUUUUAAUAUUAUUUCUGCUUUGUAGCAGGAAACCCAUGAUUGUAUUUGCCAUUUUCUCACUUUGUUCACAAAAACACUAAAAGCUUCAGUGCCAUCUUGAAAGCUAGAAAAUAUUAUUAUGGCAUCCAUUUUCAUGGAUCAAAGCCUAUUUCAUUGUCCCUGAAAAAUUAUGCCAGAAUAAAAUUCUGUAGGUUUUACCUUGCCAUGGUUAUUCAUUGUUGUUUCUGUAACAUACUACCAUAGUUACGUACCUGGAAAUGAAUGCAAAUUCCACAGUUACUUUUUAGACAUGUACCCAUUUUCAGAACUCACAGCAGUUCAAUUAGAGGGAAAAGAAUAGCAUUCUGUAUUUUCACAGUGAAAAAACUUUCUUUUUAUAUUUCUCUUUUAAUAAGAAUUGCUUUUUGUAGGAAAUUAUAUUGCUGGUGUAGUUCAUUCCUAUAUGGUAGUCUUACUGAUUUAAUCAAUUGAUAAAGAGUAAUUUGGAACAUUUUCCCCUAAGAGUACACCAGCACAACUUUUAAUUUUGUUUUAGAUCUAUAGCUCAGGAAGCUUGUACAGUAACAUCAGUCUGAAGUAGGAUUUUAGGAUGAUUGAUUCUAGCUAUAACAAAACAACGUAUGUGAAAAGGCUUCAGAAAAAGCUCAGAAUAAAUGUAUAUACAUGUAGCAUGCAAUCUGCUAAACACUCUUUUCUGUCCAUGCACAUAUACUGCCCCUUUUAAAGCUAGUGCUAGAGUAGUGCUUGCAGCAAUAUAUUCAAAAUGAAUAUUACACUCAAUGAGUUACUGAUAGUUCUCAAGUAAAUUUAAAAAUGAGGACUCCAGUAUUUUCUGUGCAGGAAAAGUACUGUAUAAUACAAAUUGGCUUCCUAUACAUCUUGGACACAAAUUAAUUUUACUUACAAUUGGGUAGCAGCAGUAUUUUUCUAAAUAGUGUAUUCACUAAAUCGUGACGAGUAACGUGUGUAAAAAUAUUUCCCAUUCCCCUUCUUCCAUGUAGCAGAAAAAUUGUAAUAUAAUUAGAGUUCCUCUCUGUGUUUAAGUUCCUCUAUGAGAACCCUGGAUUUUCCAUGCAUCUAGUAGUCAAAUACAUCUAUGAAACAAUUUAAUAAGAUAGUCAUAAUAGUUGCUUAAGCAUAUGAUGCAAUUUUGUACAGUAAAUUAUUCAGCAGUUGCAUGGUUUUUAACUGCUGGCACCAUCCAUCCAAUUAAUGGCAUUUACAGUCAUUACAGUCAUGCAAAAUGUAUCUCCUCAGGAGUAAAAUUCAUCUUUACUCCCAGUUAAGCAUGUAUAGGAUUGGGAUUUUAAGUCUUAUUGAAUUCAAUAGAAGAGUUGAGUAUUUACUUUAGAAAGUCUUGUUUUGAAAAUGAUGGGAUUUAAAGCUGUAACUUUGGCUAGCAUUUGCUGUCUAAUUUCAGCAUUUAGAAUAUGAUUAUUUUUAGGUCUCAGGUUCUAAAUAUUGUCAGUAGUGCCAGAUAGGAUUUAAAAUUCAUUUAUUUUGACACAGGAUUAAACAUAGUAUGUCUUGAAACCUUGCCUGGAAUAUCUUCUGUAGGCAUUUGCAUGUCCUCCAGCAUGAUUCUAUGGCCAAUUUCCGAAGGAGGUUUACACACAGUACUUCACUUUCACAGGGGUCCAAUGCCUUUAAUUUCCCUGAAAUGGAAGGCCUAUAGUAGUUUCAUUUGUAUUAAAACAAAAAACACAAGAUUCAAAACAUACAUUAACAAUGAUAAUCAUUUAAAUAAAACACGUCAGAAAGAGGAUUGGCAUGUCAAAUAUGUGGUUUUGUUAUAUAUCUUGUUAUAGGAAAUCUUUUAUAUUUGCAGAAAUGUUAUAUAGUGCCAUUUUUAAUCUCAGAGAUGGCUUUUGUAUGUGUUUAUUUUUGUUCAGAAGAAUCCAUCCAUGGUUGAAUAAACCCAUUAAUAAAGACUGAUCAAGCCAUAUAAGUUCUUAUCAUAUAAA
Anolis sagrei ordinatus is the source of this 2780-nucleotide messenger RNA. RefSeq names its product p53 apoptosis effector related to PMP22 (gene PERP). Lineage: Eukaryota; Metazoa; Chordata; Lepidosauria; Squamata; Anolidae. The record is from RefSeq and is a predicted model, not a curated record. Gene Ontology annotation, cellular component: cell-cell junction; membrane. Gene Ontology annotation, biological process: cell-cell adhesion.